Messenger RNA from Hevea brasiliensis (rubber tree), 1340 nucleotides. Its product is annotated as agamous-like MADS-box protein MADS2. Gene Ontology annotation, molecular function: DNA-binding transcription factor activity, RNA polymerase II-specific; protein dimerization activity; RNA polymerase II cis-regulatory region sequence-specific DNA binding. NCBI's taxonomy places the organism in Eukaryota, Viridiplantae, Streptophyta, Magnoliopsida, Malpighiales, Euphorbiaceae. Bases 282 to 1094 code for a protein of 270 amino acids. The record is from RefSeq and is a predicted model, not a curated record. Gene Ontology annotation, biological process: positive regulation of transcription by RNA polymerase II. The transcript is spliced from 7 exons. Gene Ontology annotation, cellular component: nucleus.
AACUAAGCCAACAUAUGGCUAGCUAGCAAAACCAAAAGCAAAGGAUUCUCAAGGAGAAAAAGGAAAAGCAAACAAUGACCCAACACUUUUUUUUUUCCUUCUUGAUGUCUUCCUUACUAUUCCUAAUAAAGGGUAUCAUUACCUUACUGUAGCAAACCUAAUACCUAGAUAUUAACCACCUACUUUGUCAAAAGAAGAACCAGUUAUUGCCCUAAAGAAGAAGGAGAGGAAGCAUACUGCAGUCUUCACCAGGUUUCUGUUUAAUAUAAAAGAAAAAAAGGAUGGGUAGAGGAAGGGUAGAGCUGAAGAGGAUAGAGAACAAGAUAAAUCGACAAGUAACAUUUGCUAAGAGAAGAAAUGGGUUGCUUAAGAAAGCUUAUGAGCUUUCUGUUCUAUGUGAUGCUGAGGUUGCCCUUAUCAUUUUCUCUAAUCGUGGCAAGCUCUAUGAGUUCUGCAGCACCUCUAGCAUGGCAAAGACAAUUGAGAAGUACCAUAGAUGCAGUUAUGCGCCAUUGGAGGCCAACCAAUCCAUGCAUGACAUACAGAACUGCUACCAGGAAUAUUUGAAGCUAAAGGAAAAAGUGGAGGCCCUACAGCUUUCACAGAGGAAUCUUCUUGGGGAGGAUUUGGGAGAUUUGAACACAACAGAUCUUAAGCAGCUUGAACACCAGCUUGACUCCUCAUUGAAGCAAAUCAGGUCAACAAAGACCCAAUUUAUGCUUGAUAAACUUUCUGAACUUCAAAGGAAGGUAUGUACAGAAGACCUCUUUUACUUCUACUUUUCUGCUAUAUGUAUAUCAUACAAAUUUAUCAACCUGAGUUUGAUUCUUGUACAGGAAGAAUUGUUAUUGGAGACUAACAAUGCUCUAAGGAAGAAGUUGGAGGAAACUGAUGCAGGCCUUCAAUCAUCAUGGGAAGCUAGGGAACAAUGUGUUCAAUACAACCACCAGCCUACUCAACCAGAGGAUUUUGCCAAUCCUUUGCAAUGCAAUAGGAAUUUGCGAAUUGGUUCCAAUGCAGAUGAAAGAGAUAAAGUCACUAUUGCAACCACAGAACAAAAUUUUAAUGGAUUCAUACCAGCGUGGAUGCUUUGAUAUCUGAAAAAUCUUAAAGGUUCAAUAAGUGAAUAGAUUAAUAUGUUUAUAUAUGAUGAUCUUCUUGGGCAACUGUAGAUACCCUAAUGCAGUAAUUAAACGGCUUGUAAUAAACAAAAUUCUCACUGUUCUAAUCAGUGGGUGAACCAAGUUUGUAUUUGUUAUGAUGAAGUUGAUUGAAGCAUCUAACUGUGAAUGCACGUAUGCUCAUUGGUUUCUGGAAAAUUUUCAUUUAUUUUUGGAUUA